This is a messenger RNA of Microdochium trichocladiopsis, 929 nucleotides long. RefSeq lists its product as uncharacterized. Bases 272 to 586 code for a protein of 104 amino acids. NCBI's taxonomy places the organism in Eukaryota, Fungi, Ascomycota, Sordariomycetes, Xylariales, Microdochiaceae. The record is from RefSeq and is a predicted model, not a curated record. The transcript is spliced from 3 exons.
CACCCACACAACCCUGCCAUCGCCCUUGCAUGCCUCCCACGUCGGACAAUAAAGAGCCCAGGCACCACCACCAAGUACAGACGCAGCCCGCAAGAGACAAAAACAACAAAAAUCCAACCCCCUCGUUGCCCUCCUUCACAUCCACAUAGUACUCUGCAGACCACGCCCCAUUGCAUCUACACCUCUCUCCACGCCGCUACCAUCUAGCUUUGCGCCCAUACGCCUCGUCUCAUCACAGCCGUAUACCACAUCAACAAGCUCAACUAUCGCAAUGGCGCCCACCAACGUGCUGUCCGACAAGGACGUCAACGCUGCCGUCGAGGUCUCCAAGCCAGACGUCAAGAGCAUGGAGUAUCACCGCCAGGUUCUCAAGUCCAAGAUGGAGCAAGAGACCGCGCAGCAGUACAUCUCGCCAUCAGACAACAUCAUGAGCCCCUGCACAGCCAAGCUCAACAAGCUGCGCAACAAGAACGCUGGAAAGGCCAAGCCCAAGUCUCUUUUCGCCCAGGCUUCAGCCAAGAAGUUUGGCAGCGAGAAUGUCCUCGGCGUCAGGAAUACCCCCGCCAACUCGGACGACGUAUUCUGAUCGCUGUGCCAAUUCUCGUUGCCUUUUCCCAUGCUUCUUGACUAAAGGGCCAUGCGGCAGUCACUGACUCCGUGCCCUACUGGUCGCGGCUUUGCACACACAAAAGUCAUAGGGCUCUGUAUUACUUUUACUGUACCAGGCGUUUGGAGAACAUGACUAUUUGGGCUCACGUCAAGAGACGGAUAGCCACUGUAUGACGGCCAGGGUUCUUCUGUUUUGUGGUUCUAGGAUAAUGGCGGGUUUUGAAUUGGGCGAGCGUACAGGCAUGAAAUGCUGUGGGCUCCGCAUGAGGUUUCAACUUAGAAUUUUCUUACGACACGACAAUGCAAUGACUGAUUACCAC